GCCUUCUUGAGCAUGGCAUGAGCGCAUCAGAGUGCGCGUCUCACUUGCACUCUCACAUACACCAUGUCCGCCCCCUCUCCGCCCUCACCGCCCAUCAGCUCCGCAAAGUACUUCACGGCGCUCACGGCCGUGAGCGUCGCCGCCAUGGGCGUAGCGUUCCGCGACAUCUUCGCGUACAGCCCGAGUGUGCUCGACGCCCCCGCGUGUCUCGAGCAGCCGUGGGUGUCGCACUAUCCCAUCGCGCGCCCCCUCAACAACCUGCUGUGCACGCUGAACACGUUCUUCGCGUCGAUCGGGGCCGCGCGCGGCGGCCCCGCCUUUCUCGAAUACAUGGGCGGCGUCUUCCUCUCCGCCGUCCUCGUCACGGUGUACGAGGGCUUCCGGCCCUCGUCGCGCCGCUCCGCCGGCCGUGAGGGGCCGGGGAGCGCCGAAGGCUUCGGCAUGCGUCUCGGCAUCGCGCAAAUGAGCACGAUCGCCCUCGCCAUCGGCCAAGUGAUUACCGCCGGCAUCGCUCUGCCCGCGUACUACGCCCUCGUGAGCUGGAGCACGCCCAAGCACUGGCGGCGGCACCACCACAAAGUGGAUCUCGGGGACGAGGUCUUCUUCCUCUCGGACGAGGCGCGCGCACACGUCCGCAAGCGCGGCAAGCACUCGGUCCAGUACAACGCCAAUGUGCCCCGCUCGAGCUACUUGUACACCACGCUCGUGUCGACGCUCGUUGGCUUCGUCAUCCCUAGCGCCGUUAUGAAGCUCGCCCCGCUCGAGCACAAGUACGACGCGCAGAGCGCGUGGCAGAUUUUCCCGCUGUACAUGCUCGCCAUCAACAUCAUCCUCCCACCGCUCCUCCGCCGCGGCUUCUCGGGCGUCACGCCCAAGGUCGGCAUAGUACUCAUCGCCACGCUCGGCAUCGCUGCCUCCCUCCGUGCCCAGUGGGGCCUCGUCACCUACCUCCGCUCCAACAAGGACAGCCUCAAGGACAUCUUCACGCUCGACCGCAUCGACAACCUCUCGUGGGCGGCCCACAGAGUCCUCGUCACCGACUUCGUCCUCAUCACCCUCGCGGCCGGCAGCAAGGUGCUGCUCGCGCUCGCGCGGCGCACGCGCGCCGGAGCCGGCGGCAAGACCGUGUAUGCGCUCAUCUUGCUCGCGUCGGCGGCUGUCGUCGGCCCCGGCGCCAGCAUCAUGGCCAUGUGGGCAUAUGCUGAGUUUAUCGCGCUCGGCCACGCGCGCGAGUACGCCGAGGCCAAGGCCGCAAAGGCGACUGUCGUGGACGAGGUGCGGGCCGAGGUGCCCAAGGUGGAGUAAGCACGAAGCGACAGAACAGGAGGAAAGUAGGAGGAAAGUUACCACUCGUAGCCCUCUGUAUCAUGCAUUGAUUCUGG
Messenger RNA from Cutaneotrichosporon oleaginosum, 1382 nucleotides. RefSeq lists its product as uncharacterized. The record is from RefSeq and is a predicted model, not a curated record. Lineage: Eukaryota; Fungi; Basidiomycota; Tremellomycetes; Trichosporonales; Trichosporonaceae.